CAGAACUGCACACCUGGACAGGUGCGGCCCCAGCACCGGCGGCCCCGCCAGGUGAGGCCGCACCAGUGCGGCCACUGCCACAAGUUCUUCAAGGACCUGGCGUACCUGGCCGUGCACGAGAAGGUGCACACAGGUGAGACGCCCUACAAGUGCGGCGUGUGCGCCAAGGGCUUCGCGCACCCCUCCAACCUGCUGCAGCACCAGCGCGUGCACCGCGACACCUGAGCCGCGCGCCAGGUGAGCGCCUGUGCUCACCCGGAAAGGUGCGGCGUCCUCGGCCGAGCGCCGUGGGCGGAGCCCCAGGUGAGAGGACUCGGUGGCUGUGAGCCCCGACAGGUGUGGACCCCAAAACUGCAGCAGGAACACCUGGAAUGUGACACCUGAGCACCAGGUGAGAGGACUCGGUGGCUGUGAGCCCCGACAGGUGUGGACCCCAAAAAUGGAGUUUGGACCCCAAAAUAGCAGCAGGAACAGCUGGACUGCGACACCUGAGCCCCAGGUGAGGGGACUCAUUACCUGUGAGCCUGGACAGGUGUGGGAACCCAAAAAUCGCCUGUGGACCUCAAAAAGGUGCAGCAGCAACACCUGGACUGUGACACCUGAGCCCCAGGUGUGGGGACUCCAGAACUGCACACCUGGACAGGUGUGGACCCCAAAAAUGGAGUUUGGACCCCAAAACUGCAGCAGGAACACCUGGACUGCGACACCUGAGCCUCAGGUGAGGGGACUCAUUACCUGUGAGCCCGGACAGGUGUGGGAACCCAAAAAUCUCCUGUGGAACCCAAAAAGGUGCAGCAGGAACACCUGGACUGCAACACCUGAGCCUCAGGUGUGGGGACUCCAGAACUGCACACCUGGGCAGGUGUGGACUCCAAAAAUCUCCUGUGGACUCCAAAACUGCAGCAGCAACACCUGGACUGCAACACCUGAACCUCAGGUGUGGGAACUCCAGAACUGCACACCUGGACAGAUGUGGACUCCAAAAAUCUCCUGUGGGCUCCGAAACUGCAGCAGCAACACCUGGACUGCAACACCUGAGCCCCAGGUGAGGGGAUCCUGACCAGGUGUGAACCCCAAAAUCUGCAACACCUGGACAGCAACACCUGAGCUACAGGUGAGGCAUCCCCGGCCAGGUGUGAACCCCAAAACCUGCAACACCUGAGGCACAAGUGAGGGGAUCCCGGCCAGGUGUGGCCCCAAAAAAUCUUCCUCAUCUGCACCUGAAGCACCUGAGCCCCAGGUGAGGGACUGCUGGACAGGUGUGACCCCCAGACUCCGCAGAACCUGAGGCACAGGUGAGGGGUCACACCUGAGCUGUGACGUCACCAACAGCGGACGAGGAACUGAGGGACCCCCACGGUUCACCUGUGGCCAGGUGUGACCCCAGCGCU
This is a messenger RNA of Vidua macroura (Pin-tailed whydah), 1391 nucleotides long. RefSeq lists its product as uncharacterized. NCBI's taxonomy places the organism in Eukaryota, Metazoa, Chordata, Aves, Passeriformes, Viduidae. The transcript is spliced from 8 exons. Bases 440 to 1060 code for a protein of 206 amino acids. The record is from RefSeq and is a predicted model, not a curated record.